Messenger RNA from Tachysurus vachellii, 2620 nucleotides. It is a transcript of the gene p2rx8, whose product is annotated as purinergic receptor P2X, ligand-gated ion channel, 8. Gene Ontology annotation, biological process: monoatomic cation transmembrane transport; response to ATP. The record is from RefSeq and is a predicted model, not a curated record. The transcript is spliced from 12 exons. The coding region runs from base 209 to 1522 and encodes 437 amino acids. Gene Ontology annotation, molecular function: extracellularly ATP-gated monoatomic cation channel activity; purinergic nucleotide receptor activity. Lineage: Eukaryota; Metazoa; Chordata; Actinopteri; Siluriformes; Bagridae. Gene Ontology annotation, cellular component: plasma membrane; nuclear inner membrane.
AUUAAAGGUCCAGUGAUGUUUUGGAGGUUUUGUAGCUUUAUCAUUAGGAUGAGUAAGUAGCUGGCCAUGGUUCAGACUCUGUCUUGUGAUGAGAGAGAGAGAGAGAGAGAGAGAGAGAGAGAGAGAGAGAGAGAGACACACACACACACACACACACACACACACACACACACACAGUUAGUUCAACACUAUUAGCUGGUUCAGUGCUAUGCGCUCUUGGGUGCGCUCAGGCACAGAUAUGGCACCGUGCGCGUUCAGAGAUAUUUUCCUCUCUGCGUUUGAUUACAAGACAGAAAAAUACGUCAUCGCCAAAAACAAGAAAGUCGGCGUCCUCUAUCGACUCAUACAGCUCUCAAUUAUCGGUUAUAUCAUCGGGUGGGUGUUUGUUAUUAAGAAAGGCUAUCAGGAGACCGAAGAAGCUUUGGAGAGUUCAGUCAUUACUAAAGUCAAAGGGGUUGUGCUCACCAACACAACUGGUUUUGGACCCUGGCUUUGGGGGCCUGAAGAUUAUGUCAUACCACAACAGGGUGAAGCUGUGCUCUUCAUCACCACAAAUUUUAUCACAACCCCAAACCAGAAAUUAGGAUACUGUGCUGAGAGCAAUAAGGUGCCCGAUGGUCAAUGCCAAAGGAAUGAAGACUGCCCAGAAGGAGACAGUGUCAUAGCUGGCCAUGGAAUUAAGACGGGACGCUGCUUAAAGAAAGACAGGAACUCUACAGGAACCUGUGAAAUAUACGGCUGGUGCCCCAUUGAACGGUGCAGACUACCAGAUGUGCCCUUGUUAGGAAAAGCUGAAAACUUCACCAUAUACAUAAAGAAUUUCAUCAGAUUCCCUCUGUUUGACUUCUCAAAGUCAAAUGUUUUGGACACAGCAGAUAACACGUAUCUGAAGAAGUGUUUAUACGAUGAGCUUGCUCAUCCUUACUGCCCCAUAUUUCGACUCAGUGAUAUAGUCCGGAGAACUGGACAUGAUUUUCAGGAAAUGGCCGUACUGGGAGGAGCAAUAGGAAUCCUAAUAGAGUGGCACUGUGACCUGGAUAAAGGUUACUCAGCAUGCAACCCGAGCUACAGUUUCACUCGCCUGGAUGUGAACACCAAUGCCAUUGCAUCAGGGUACAACUUCAGAUAUGCAAAAUAUUUCCAUAAUGCUGAUGGAAAGAUGGACAGGACCCUUUUUAAGGUGUUUGGGAUUCGCUUCGACAUCCUGGUUCAUGGCAAAGCUGGAAAGUUCAACAUAAUUCCUACAAUUAUAAAUAUAGGCUCGGGGCUUGCGUUGAUGGGUGCUGGGGCGUUUUUCUGUGACAUGGUCCUCCUCUACAUGAUGAAGAAAAGCACCCUGUACAGAGAAAGGAAAUUUGAAACUGAUAAGAAUGGAAAUAACAACAGAGAAAAUACAGACGUGUCAGAGGAGGCUGUGAAAAAGCCUUCAGAGCUGGAACAUCUCAAAGAUUCAACAUCUGAUGAACACACACCAGGAAUAAGAGAUUUACCCAAAGGACAAACAGACAACUCAAGUGCCUGAUAAAUCAUACUGCUCACUGAACAUAAAAUGUGACUUUUUUUUAAUGGACAACAGCUUUAAUCCUGACUUUAUUCCAUCCAGAAUGCAUCAUUUCCACGGAGCACCGUUGCUCCAUGGAACCAGCAGUGCUUACAGCCACUUUAAGGACUUCUGUGAUCACUAUGUAAAAUGAUUAGCCAUGCAAUAACAUACUUACUUGAAGAUGGAAGCAAUGACACCUCAUGUGCACUUUAAUACUAACCUUUGGUGUUUAUUCUGGUUAUUUAUGACUCCUGCGCCGACACUGAAAAUGCACUGUGGAAUGUACCAAAUGUAUCACUAUAUUCAUAUCAACAUAUGAAUCAUGAGCAUAUGAAUUGUGACUCAGUGAAAACGGAACAUAUGAAUUGUGACUCAUUGAAUACUGAACAUAUGAAUCGUGACUCAGUGAAAACUGAACAUAUGAAUCGUGACUCAGUGAAAACUGAACAUAUGAAUCGUGACUCAGUGAAUACUGAACAUAUGAAUCGUGACUCAGUGAAUACUGAACAUAUGAAUUGUGACUCAGUGAAAACGGAACAUAUGAAUUGUGACUCAUUGAAUACUGAACAUAUGAAUCGUGACUCAGUGAAAACUGAACAUAUGAAUCGUGACUCAAUAAACACUGAACAUAUGAAUCGUGACUCAGUGAAAACUAAACAUAUGAAUCGUGACUCAGUGAAAACUGAACAUAUGAAUCGUGACUCAGUGAAUACUGAACAUAUGAAUCGUGACUCAGUGAAUACUGAACAUAUGAAUCGUGACUCAGUGAAUACUGAACAUAUGAAUUGUGACUCAGUGAAUACUGAACAUAUGAAUCGUGACUCAGUAAACACUGAACAUAUGAAUCGUGACUCAGUGAAAACUAAACAUAUGAAUCGUGACUCAGUGAAUACUGAACAUAUGAAUUGUGACUCAGUGAAUACUGAACAUAUGAAUCGUGACUCAGUGAAUACUGAACAUAUGAAUUGUGACUCAGUGAAUACUAAACAUAUGAAUCGUGACUCAGUGAAUACUGAACAUAUGAAUCGUGACUCAGUGAAUACUGAACAUAUGAAUUGUGACUCAGUGAAUACUGAA